AUGUUGGUCGGGGGGGUUGGUGUAGUGUUUAUUAGGUCAUUGGUUGUACUAUUUAGAUGUUGUGUUGGUUGUGUUGGUUGUGUUGGUUGUGUUGGCUGUGUAAUAAGCGAUUCUUGGGCCGACGGAAAUGAAGUUAGCUGGACAGGUGGAGUGCAUAAAGCGUCACUGAUGGUAAUAAGCGAUUCUUGGGCCGACGGAAAUGAAGUUAGCUGGACAGGUGGAGUGCAUAAAGCGUCACUGAUGGUGACGCUCAGACUAUGCAACGUUUCAUAA
Messenger RNA from Thelazia callipaeda (thelaziosis nematode), 273 nucleotides. The record is from the annotation of a GenBank genome assembly. Lineage: Eukaryota; Metazoa; Nematoda; Chromadorea; Rhabditida; Thelaziidae.